AUGAGCCCAGAUCUGAACUGUAUUCCGUCUUCUCUGCUCAGAAGUGAACCGUGCAUCAACUCUUUGAUAGCGAUUUUGACUGUUUGUGGGCAGCAACUAUUUUCCUCUUACACGUUCAGUUGUCCGUGUCAAGUUGGAAAAAAUUUCUAUUAUGGUUCAGCUUUUCUCGUGGUUCCUGCCUUGAUUCUUCUGAUUGCUGGCUAUGCUCUACGAGGUCAAAUGUGGGCAGUUGCCAGCGAGUACUGCUGCUGUAGCUGUACCCCUCCGUAUCGGAGAAGCAGCCCUUUGGAGAGGAGGCUGGCCUGCCUCAUGUUCUUCAACAUCACUGGGAGGGCUCUGGUCGCUCCGCUGACAUGGCUGACAGUGACCCUGCUGACAGGUACCUACUAUGAAUGUGCAGCAAGUGAGUUCGCCUCUGUGGACCAGUACCCGAUGUUUGCCAAUUUCACUCCUAGCAAACGGGAAGAGAUGCUAGCUGGAUUUCCAUGCUAUACAUCAGCUCCCUCUGAUGUGAUUCCAAUAAGAGAUGAAGUGGCUCUUCUACACAGGUAUCAGUCACAGAUGCUGGGCUGGAUUCUGGUCGUUUUGGCAACCAUUGCUCACCUGGUCUCUAAAUGUCUGGCGAGAUGUUGCUCUCCCCUCACCUCUCUGCAGCAUCACUACUGGGCCAACCACCUCCACAAUGAGAGAAUGCUCUUCAAGCAAGCUGCCGAGGAGCAUUCCCGACUUCUUAUCAGACAUAGAAUCAAGAAAGUGUUUGGCUUCAUUCCUGGGAGUGAAGACGUCAAACAUAUUCGCAUCCCUUCGUGUCAGGACUGGAGAGAAAUUUCCGUACCCAAUCUUCUAUGUGUGGGUGACACCUCACAGGGUCCCUAUAGCUUCCUUGGAGACAGGGUGGUUGAGGAAAACGAGGAAGACAGACAAGAAGGUAUUGAAUUGAAACCUUGAGAGUUGCACCUUUCAAAGUUUUUUUUUUUCUUUCUGAUACUAGAAUGCCAGUACAAUCUCUUUCUUUUUUUUUUCUUUCUGAUGCUUAUGGACAGAAGUCUAUAAAAAAUCCUAUUUCCAAAAUCAAUAUAUAGAGCGAGACCCCCCAUCUUUAUGCAGUUCCAUCACGUGCUUAUGAUGACUGUUGUGUUGUAAUGUUCCAUUUUGAAUGGGCAUGAAAUUUUAAGUGAAUUGAAAUUUAGCUGUGCUGCUCAGUACCUGUACAAACAUCAAUAAUUUGGAGUGCUGUUUUGUCCUA
Messenger RNA from Rattus norvegicus (Norway rat), 1246 nucleotides. It is a transcript of the gene Calhm4, whose product is annotated as calcium homeostasis modulator family member 4. Gene Ontology annotation, biological process: monoatomic cation transmembrane transport. The record is from RefSeq and is a predicted model, not a curated record. Lineage: Eukaryota; Metazoa; Chordata; Mammalia; Rodentia; Muridae. Gene Ontology annotation, cellular component: membrane.